AUGCAUUUCCCCUCGUUGCUUGCGGGGCUUGUUGCCUGCCCCAUCGUCUUUGCUGCUCCGAAGCCAGUAUCCCACUCCAACACUCUAUCCAAGAGAUGUACCAACAGUGCUUCUGAUCGAUCAUGCUGGGGCGACUACGACACCUCAACAAAUUACUACACCACAGUCCCCGACACUGGAGUCACCCGCGAAUAUUGGUUCGAUGUCCAAAAUGGAACAGCCUCUCCAGAUGGCAUCGAGAGAGUAGUCUUAACCGUCAACGGGACAGUUCCCGGACCGACCAUCAUUGCUGACUGGGGUGACACCGUUGUUGUUCACGUAUCCAACUCCAUGUCCAAUAACGGUACCGGAAUCCAUUUCCACGGCGUCCGCCAAAACUACACCAACCAAAUGGAUGGUGUGCCCAGCAUCACACAAUGUCCCAUCGCCCCCGGCGACUCCUUCACCUACACAUGGCGCGCAACCCAAUACGGCUCUUCUUGGUACCACUCCCACUUCUCCGUUCAAGCCUGGGACGGAGUCUUCGGGGGAAUCACCAUCAACGGCCCCGCAACAGCAGACUACGACGAAGAUCUCGGCAACCUCUUCCUCAACGACUGGUCUCACGAGACAGCCGACGUGCUCGCCCUCCAAGCCGCCGCGUCUGGUCCCCCAACAAUGCCCAACUGCCUCAUAAACGGGACAAACGUCUACACCGACACAACAACUGAAGUCGAGACCGGCUCGCGCUUUGAACAGACAUUCGUGGCUGGGACGAAAUACCGCAUCCGUCUUGUGAACGGCGCAGCCGACACGCAUUUCCGGUUCACGAUCGACAACCACACCAUGGAAGUGAUCGCCAUGGAUUUCGUCCCCAUUGUGCCUUACAACGCAACCGAUAUCUCCAUCGGCAUGGGACAGCGCUACGAUAUCAUUGUCACGGCUUCGGAGACAAGUGGAGAUUACUGGAUGCGCGCCAUCCCCCAGGAAUCCUGCUCUGACAACGACAACGUCGACAAUAUCCUCGGCAUAGUGCGCUACGACUCCACCUCUACCGCUGACCCAACGACAACCGCUUACACAACCACGGACUCCUGCGACGACGAGGCGAUCGCAAGUCUGGUGCCUUACCUAUCCUACGACGUUUCCAGCACGUAUGACGUAGAAAACGACGAAGAAGUUUCCCUCGCCAUCGCAACGGGCGGCGUAUUGUGGGAAAUGGCCGGUACAUCCUUCGUCUCGGAAUGGAACUACCCAACCGUCCUCCAAGUCGCGGAAUCCAACGACACAUGGUCCACAGACCAGCACGUCGUCCAGCUCGCGACGGCUGAUCAAUGGGUGUACUUCGUUAUCGAGACCACGUUUGCACAGGCUCAUCCUAUCCAUUUGCAUGGCCAUGAUUUCUGGGUCCUCGCUAGUGGUACAGGGACAUAUUCUACGAGCACGACGCUUACUACGACGAAUAGCCCGAGGAGAGAUGUGGCGAUGUUGCCGGCGAGUGGGUUCUUGGUUAUUGCGAUGUAUACGGAUAAUCCUGGUGCAUGGUUGAUGCACUGCCAUAUCGCGUGGCACACCGCUGAAGGUUUCGCGCUGCAGCUCCUUGAACGCGAGUCUGAGAUGACGGCGCUGAUGGAUGUCACGAGUAUCAAUAGCACGUGUGCGAACUGGGACACGUACCAGACCGAUGAUGAUGUGGUGCAGGAUGAUUCUGGUGUGUAG
Hyaloscypha bicolor E is the source of this 1698-nucleotide messenger RNA. Its product is annotated as multicopper oxidase. Bases 1 to 1698 code for a protein of 565 amino acids. The transcript is spliced from 3 exons. NCBI's taxonomy places the organism in Eukaryota, Fungi, Ascomycota, Leotiomycetes, Helotiales, Hyaloscyphaceae. Gene Ontology annotation, molecular function: copper ion binding; oxidoreductase activity. The record is from RefSeq and is a predicted model, not a curated record.